Molecule: messenger RNA, 741 nt
Organism: Drosophila erecta
Lineage: Eukaryota; Metazoa; Arthropoda; Insecta; Diptera; Drosophilidae
Product: cuticle protein 76
Exons: 1
Coding region: 1-741 (246 amino acids)
Source: RefSeq, a predicted model, not a curated record
AUGGCAUUCAAGUACGUCCUGUUGUCCUUCUGCGCUCUGGUGGGCGUGGCAAGUGCCGGCUUCCUGGCUCCGGCCACCACCUAUGCCGCUGCCUCCAUUCCCGUGGUGGCCAAGGUGGCCCAGCCCCACUACGAUGCCGUGGGAACCACCCAGCAGAAUGUGGUCCGCUCCUUCGGCGGCACUGUGUCCACCUACUCCAAGAACGUGGUCACCCCGUACUCCAGUGUCAGCAAGGUGGACUCCCGCACCACCAACAAUGUGUACACCCCCAAGACCCUGUACUCCGCACCUGCUCCCGUGAUCACCAAGUCCUUCUACACCGCUGCUCCUGCUCCAGUCGUGGCCAAGACUGUCUACUCCGCUCCUGCUCCCGUCUAUGCUGCUCCCGCUCCCGUCGUGGCCAAGACUGUGUACUCCGCUCCGGUGGCCAAGACUGUCUACUCCGCUCCUGCUCCCGUCUACGCUGCUCCCGCUCCAGUUCUGGCCAAGACUGUGUACUCCGCGCCAGCUCCAGUUCUGGCCAAGACUGUGUACUCCGCUCCUGCUCCAGUUGUGGCCAAGACCGUGUACUCCGCGCCAGCUCCAGUUCUGGCCAAGACUGUCUACUCCGCUCCUGCUCCAGUUUACCACGCUCCUGCUCCUCUGGUGGCCGCUGCUCCCGCCGCCUAUGUGAAGUACUCGCCCGCCGCCGUGGUUGCCCACGCCAGCUUCGAUGGAUUCGGAUCCCACUGGGGAUACUAG